AUUAAUCAAUUAAUUUCUCUAAUAAUAAUAUGGGUUCUGGGAAAUGGUUUAUACCAACCAACUGCCUAAAGAGAUUGAAGAUGAGAGUAGCAAAGGGAUUAAGAAAAAGGAAGAGGAAACCAGUCGGCCCCAAACUGGAUGAAGACGCCGCUGCCACUUUAAUCCAAUCUGCUUUCCGGGCUCAUUUGGCAAGAAGAGUCAUGCGUCGGCUCCGAAGGACGAUGAGAUUUAAGGAAGUUCUACUCGUUCAUGGAUGCGGUUAUAAUGAUCAACAAGUUGCCGCAACAACUCUAAAACACAUCCACUCAUGGAGCCGAAUCCAAUCGGAGAUCAAAGCUCGUCGCCACCGCAUGGUCAUCGACGGUCGCCUCCAGCACAAGAAAACUCAAAAUGACAUAAAACUCCAAGCCAAACUUCAUGAGCUUCAGGUGGAGUGGAGCAGUGGACCAGAGACAAUGGAGGAAAUUCUUCAAAGGAUUCAACAGAGGGAAGAAGCGGCUGUUAAAAGAGAGAGAGCUAUGGCUUAUGCUUUCUCUCAUCAGGCUAGUAUAUUAAAUACUCAACAAAAUUUUAGGUGAUAUUGAAGGAGGUGGGAGUGGAUUCAAAAAAAUGGAUUUAAAGAACGUGUAAUUUUGAUGUUACUUUCCACGGUUAUCAUUUAUAUAAAAUGUGGUGAUUAGAUUUAAUAAUGAAUAAAUAUGACGUGAUAGAUAAAUUAGUAAUUAUUAGGGCAAAAAAAGAAGAAACUUCAAUUAGAUGUUGCACUUUGAUCCCUGUAUUAAUAGUGUGCUUCAACAUCUUUUUUUCUCUAGAUACGCCACUACUAUUUACUUUACUUACAAAUGAUUGUUUGUUGAUCGAAAACAGUGGAGGGCGAAUUGGAAGGAUCAAGGCUUGGGGAAGGCAUAUUAUGAUGUGGGGGAAGAGAGCUGGGGAUGGAGCUGGGUAGAGCGCUGGAUAGCGGUACGCCCAUGGGAAAAUUGCAGGCUACAACCAAACACUAGUCCCUUAAAGGAAACUGCCACCAACAAGAAGAAAUUGUCCCAUGUUAGAGAUGAAGUCCUUUUGUCGAGUGUUAAGACUUCUGUAAAACCAAGAAAAGCAUUGUGAUGAUCAAUCCAUCACAUUAGCUUCUUGUAUUGCAAAUUAUGAUGAAAUGAGAGAACAAGAUAUAUUAUCGGUGUAGUAUGAAAUGAGAGAACAAGAUAUAAUAUAAAGUUACCGGUGUAGUAUUCGUUGAAGGCUAUCAGUCACAUACUUUGUGACUAGUCGUAUUUCUCAACUUGCCAAAUGGAAGUUUUUCGGAUUCGAUGAUGCUCUUCUAAACUAUCUGGUCGGGUUCUUAAGGCAAGAUUGUCUGAAUGGUCUCAAUUAGGUGGGACCGCCACCUAUAGGCCUAGUUACACAUGUGACUCUGAGGGGACUUGGGAACCACCCCAAUUUGUGAAUAUUAUUAAAUACUACACAUAGUAAAAGUGAAUUAGAUGUAUUUAAUUUUCUUUAUUUUCAUGUCACUGGUUGAAUAGUGUAAAGUAUUUGAGUUUGUCAAUGACUAAACUCUUUCCACUUAA
This is a messenger RNA of Cuscuta campestris, 1571 nucleotides long. Lineage: Eukaryota; Viridiplantae; Streptophyta; Magnoliopsida; Solanales; Convolvulaceae. The record is from the annotation of a GenBank genome assembly.